UGCUAGAUGUCGCGUCGGUCGUUAACUCGAGUGAGUGAUUAAAGAUGGCUCAAGUCAGCGAGUGUUUUACCAUAGGAAGCAUAGUUUCGUGCGUUACAUGCCUAAACAAAGAGCUGGAGGGCGAAGUUUUGGCCUUCGACCAGCAGACCAAGAUGUUAGUUCUUAAAAGCUCUGCUUCCAAUGGCCAGGCGAAGCUGAACGACAUCCACAUGAUCAACCUCGCCAGGGUCAGUGAUAUCAAAGAAAAGAAAGACGCCACGUCCAGCUCAGAAUCCCCGCAGCCCUUAAAUUUGUUCAAAAUCAGCACCAGAGCGCGGAAUCAGGUUGAGGAGAAGCGUCGGGUGAUCUCGGCACUAAAGGCGGGAGUCUCGCCCGAGGGACAGAACCUUUUCCUAAAUAUAUCCAAAACCAUGCAUCAUGAAGUCACGUGGUCGAAUGCAGAUAUUAUCGUCAUGAAACAAGUCCGUGUUUGCCCUCCCUACCGAGUGCAGGACGUCAGAGUACACAAUGAGGACUCCCGAGGAGGCGCUCCCUUAACCCACACUGAGUCAAGAGCUGUGAGCCACGUCAAAAAGAUGGUGGACAAGUAUUACAAAGACCUGCAGCUGCAGUCAGCGAACGCCAACACGCCGGCGGCUGCGGGAAACUUGAGUGGCACCGCGUCGGCGACACCGACCCCGCCGGCCAAGCAGUAAAGCGUGAGCAGCUCUCGUCCGGCACUGAGGCGCGGACGAACGCAGCAACGACCUGGCAAGCUUACCUUCCCUUCUCGUUUCCAUCUGUGGCGGGGCCCUACGCUGGACCGGUCGGCCGCCGACCAGCCGCUCCGGCCUAGGGCCCCGACUCUUCAACACUCAUCAUUUUGUAUUGGACAAGUCGAUUGAAGUAAAAAAUAAUAUUCCUUCAUUGCAAUUGUUUUUCACUCAAGUUUUGCUAUCCAGGGCUCCAGCAGUUUGUUGAAUUCUCACACACACACAAAGAUUUGUCGAGUUCGCAGAAACAGAAAAUCCUUACUUGGUGCAUUUGUAGGCCAUGUUGACCAUGAUUUAGGCUUAAUUCUUUGGUUGGUCUUGUGAGCCCCUUUGACAGAGCAAUAUUCUCGUUUUAUUUUUCUAAUUAGUGGCCAAAGUAAGAAGUACUCUAUCCCCCGUGUAGUAUUCCAAACAAUUGCAAUGAUUCGAGUGCGUGAUUGUGUGAGACAUCUUCCAAAAGUCUUUAUCAUUUCGUCUUCUUCGAUCAAGGGAAAUCGACCGUUCGCUUCCAGGAUAGCAUCCGCCCCCUUCUUUUCUUUUUAAUUCCUCGACAAAGUAUCUUUGAAUAAUUCGAGUCAUGUCUCAUCCUGAUUCCACUCUUUGCGUUCUUUUCUUUCAACCAGAGGUCAGAUACCAAAUUUAUGUAGUAUGAAUCUUGUAUGAUCGCUGUUAAUAGAUAAUAUUGUUAAAAUGGCCCA
Molecule: messenger RNA, 1450 nt
Organism: Cloeon dipterum
Lineage: Eukaryota; Metazoa; Arthropoda; Insecta; Ephemeroptera; Baetidae
Gene: Lsm12a
Product: LSM12 homolog a
Exons: 5
Coding region: 45-695 (216 amino acids)
Source: RefSeq, a predicted model, not a curated record